Molecule: messenger RNA, 2190 nt
Organism: Symbiodinium necroappetens
Lineage: Eukaryota; Dinophyceae; Suessiales; Symbiodiniaceae
Source: the annotation of a GenBank genome assembly
AUGGCGAGGCCGGCACUCUGCAGGCAAGCCUUUGGGGGCACGAGCGAUGAUCUUGCACAGCUGAACCAGGUGGCCGAGAACAUGGCCAGUGAUGAGGAGGUGAAGGCCAUGGAGGAUCUCGUGGCCCAGGUGGGCAAGGCUGCAGAAUUUGUGGAGGCUCAAGAGCACCAGGCCUGGUGCGAGCUGCCCCUGCGGGAGAUGUCCUGUGCCCUGGCAACCGAAAGCCUCGGCGAAGAGAGCGAGCCAGCACUUAAUGCUGCGAAUCACCUCAUGGUGUGCUUGAUGCAAACAGGCCACGGUGGACGGGCUGUGGGCAUGGGGACCAGGCUGCUGGAGAUUGAGGAGCGUCACUACGGUGCAGACCACCUUUGGGUAGCGAUGACCCUCAGCAACCUGGGGAAUGCCUAUGGAGAGUUGGGCGACUACCAGCGGCAGAAGGAGCUGCUGGAGCGAUGCCUCAGGAUCGGGGAGCAACACUACAGUGCAGACCACCCCAAGGUGGUGAUGACCCUCAGCAACCUGGGGACUGCCUAUGGAGACUUGGGCGACUACCAGCGGAAGAAGGAGCUGCUGGAGCGAUGCCUCAGGAUAGGGGAGCAACACUACGGUGCAGACCACCCUGAGGUGGCGACGAUGCUCAACAACCUUGGGAAUGCCUAUGGAGACUUGGGCGACCACCAGAGGGAGAAGGAGCUGCUGGAGCGAUGCCUUAAGAUCAAGGAGCAACACUACGGUGCAGACCACCCUGAGGUGGCGAAGAUCCUCAACAACCUGGGGAAUGCCUAUGGAGACUUGGGCGACUACCAGCGGGGGAAGGAGCUGCUGGAGCGAUGCCUCAGGAUCGGGGAGCAACACUACGGUGCAGACCACCCGGAGGUGGCGAUGACCCUCAACAACCUGGGGAAUGCCUAUGGAGAAAUGGGCGAUCACCAGCGAAUGAAGGAGCUGCUGGAACAGUGCCUCAAGAUCAAGGAGAAACACUACGGUCUAGACCACCCUGAGGUGUCGAAGAUCCUCAACAACCUGGGGGCUGCCUGUGGAAAGCUGGGCGACUACCAGCGGAAGAAGGAGCUGCUGGAACAAGGCCUCAAGAUCGAGGAGCAACACUACGGUGCAGACCACCCGGAGGUGGCGACGAUCCUCAACAACCUGGGAACUGCCUGUGGAGAGUUGGGCGACCACCAGCGUGCGAAGGAGCUGCUGGAGCGAUGCCUUAAGAUCAAGGAGCAACACUACGGUGCAGACCACCCUGACGUGGCGUCGAUAAUCAACAACCUGGGGAGUGCCUAUGGACUUCUGGGCGACUACCAGCGGCAGAAGGAGCUGCUGGAGCGGUCGUUGGAGAUCUUCCAGCGCUCGCUUGGGCCCGGGCAUCCGUCAGUGGACCUGGUGCCCAAGGCCUAUGCUCGUGUCGCCACAGCCAAGGACAGCCAAGGGAAGGGCUUCACGUGGCUGGAUGCGUUGAGGAGCGUGGAUUGCGACGCGCAAGCCAAAGAAGCGACCUGUGUAUUCCCCCAGAUGGGCACUAUUUUCACCCACCAGGUUCUCACCCGUGAGGAUGCCUGCGACUUUGUCUUGCAGGUCGUGGAUGCUGGUGGUGAGGGCGAGGAGCCAAUCUGCGUGGGCGUCGUGAGCGAUGAGCCAGUUGGCUUCUGGUGUUUGCCCGUGGGCCAUCCGCAGUUGGCAAGCUCAAUUGGUAUAGUGUCAGCAGGUCCUCAUGCAGGACACAUUGUGCAGGCUGGCCAGCUGAGGAGGGUAGAGCAAGGCAUCGCAAGUGGAGACACGAUCCGGAUUCAGAUAGAGCCUGGCUCUACUGUGAAGAUAUGGCACGGGCCAACCGUCCUUGGCGCGUUUGUGGUGGGCGGCAAUGGUAUGUUCCGGUGCGCCGCGAGCUUGAGCAGCAUUGGACAGCGCGUCAGGAUCGUGGAUAGCGCGCAAGAUGCGAGCGCAGCAGCUGCCGUGAGCCGCAUGGUUGAUCCACGAAGAGCCGGGCAGACGAGCCCGAGCAAUCCAGCGGUGCCAGCAGUGAGAGAUGAGCAGAAGAAGGCAGAGGAGCAGGAUGGCAGCCCAUGCUCCCCAGCCAAAGUUGCGGCUGCCGAGGAUAAGGAGCUUGAAGCUGUAAAGGGCCUUGUAAGAUCUAGUAAGUGUGUCCGCACAGUGAUCGAAAGCUCCACCGCUGAUUUGGACGAG